This is a messenger RNA of Phyllostomus hastatus (greater spear-nosed bat), 6362 nucleotides long. RefSeq names its product YOD1 deubiquitinase (gene YOD1). The record is from RefSeq and is a predicted model, not a curated record. Gene Ontology annotation, cellular component: nucleus; cytosol. The transcript is spliced from 4 exons. The coding region runs from base 211 to 1263 and encodes 350 amino acids. Lineage: Eukaryota; Metazoa; Chordata; Mammalia; Chiroptera; Phyllostomidae. Gene Ontology annotation, biological process: protein deubiquitination; endoplasmic reticulum unfolded protein response. Gene Ontology annotation, molecular function: cysteine-type deubiquitinase activity.
UGGAACGUAAACUUUAGAAGGUUCUUGGCUAGAGUAAUCUACCGCAAUACUUGAGCUGAUUACAUAUAUCCUUCCCCGUGGCCAGACACUGUAACUUUAGAAAGCCAACUAAUCGCUGAACCGCGAGCUUCCCUGGACCCAUUUACAUACUCCAGUGGACUUCUAACUACCUUUAUUCUCGCUCCUUCCUCCCACGCUAUACUUUCUAUUAUGGUCAUAUUGAAGAACAAAAGAGGAAAACGCUCCAGCAAGAAAGUAGGUCAUGAAAGAUGUGAAAAGAUUCAAAGCUUUCAUAUAACUUAUUCAGGGGUAGAGGCUUUUACAGUGGAGGUCUGGGCUUGUGCUCUAUCCGGAUGGGAAAAAGGAAAAAACAAUGAGUAUGGAUUUCUCGGAAGAGAGGAUUUGUCCAGCCAGACCCGGGUGCGGGAACUCCAGGGCCAAAUUGCUGCAAUCACCGGGAUCGCCCCUGGCUGUCAGCGCAUCCUGGUCGGAUACCCACCCGAGUGCCUGGAUCUCAGCAACGGGGAUACUAUGCUGGGGGAUUUGCCCAUCCAAUCAGGCGACAUGCUGAUUGUUGAAGAAGACCCAACCAGGCCCCACAGUUCACCUGCGUUUACCAGACACGGUGCUCCUAGUUAUGUCAGGGAAACUUUGCCUGUGCUUACCAGAACCGUGGUCCCAGCCGACAACUCUUGCCUCUUUACCAGUGUAUACUACGUUGUUGAAGGAGGAGUCUUAAAUCCAGCUUGUGCCCCUGAGAUGAGACGCCUCAUAGCACAAAUUGUAGCCAGUGAUCCAGAUUUCUAUAGCGAAGCAAUACUAGGAAAAACUAAUCAAGAGUACUGUGAAUGGAUCAAAAGGGAUGAUACUUGGGGGGGAGCUAUUGAGAUAUCAAUUUUGUCUAAAUAUUAUCAAUGCGAAAUAUGUGUAGUAGAUACACAGACAGUAAGAAUUGAUCGUUUUGGGGAAGAUGCGGGAUAUGCCAAAAGGGUCCUGCUUAUUUAUGAUGGCGUCCACUAUGACCCUCUUCAGCGUAACUUUGCUGACCCAAACACCCCUCCUCUGACCAUUUUCUCCUCUAAUGAUGAUAUUGUUCUUGUACAAGCACUGGAAUUAGCAGAUGAAGCUAGAAGAAAGAGACAGUUUACUGAUAUAAAUCGCUUCACCCUGCGAUGCAUGAUAUGUCAAAAGGGACUAAUUGGACAAGCAGAAGCAAGGGAACAUGCCAAGGAGACAGGCCAUACCAACUUCGGAGAAGUGUGAUCUAUGCAUGAUGAGGAUUAAAGCCUACUACCUCACAGAUCCAGAAGGUUCUGGGUCUUCCAAUAAGCUAUUCACAACCCUAAAGAACAAAGGAUACAAUGCUUGAACCAUCCUUUUAACUUAAAACCACUAAGGCACUGAAAUUCCUUGUUAAGAUUAAAAUUGGUGUGCAAGUUUACAGAUGUGUGUCUAGAGCGGUGAUACGUGCCCUCUUUCUGCUGGGGUGACAAUUGAUGGUCCAUGCUACCGACGGACACUAGCCUGAAGAUUGAGUUUUAGUAUUAUAAACUAGCACCCAGCAGCAUUAGCUUGUAGAAGAAAACAGCAUCAUAUUUUGGGUAAUGCAGAAGUCCUGGUAUGAAGCCGUCGGACAUAAACCACAAUGUCUCCAAUAAUUAAGUCCUUUUAAAAACUCUGAGCUAAGAGUUUCUAAAUUAUGAAUUGAUUCUUCACAUGAAGAUACACAGAAUUGUCAAAACUGAUUUUAUAUUGAAAUUUGGUAGACUUUGUAAAAUGUGUACUUAGCCAGUUGUAAGUACAUAACAAGCAUCUUGACAGGGAUGAGUCUGUUCCCUAACAACGUUACCUAAAAACAGGAAUGGAUAGUGCCCAGUUUAGGAGAUCUAGUGUAUAAAAGUAGAUUGUGUGAGGGAAAAGGUGCCUGAGCAGCUUAUUGAAGCUUUAAAAGACCAUUGGCCUCGUGUUUUAAUGAAAUUCAUUUAUUAAUCUUUGUCAAAUUAGAUAAAAUUUAAAAUUAAGCAGGGUAUGUUUUUCUAAUUGAAGUUCUAUAAAAUUGGAGUGCUUGAAUUUUGCUUUUUUACACAAAGAUUUGGAGGGAUUUGAAUUCUUCAGCUUUUUGUUAAGAGACUUCCUCCAACUCCUAAAGAAAUGUUCAUCUAAAGGUGAUAAUGAUAUGCUUUGGUUUGAUUUUUGUGAGAUCUUUUGCUUAUCUAAACAGUAUUUGUUUUCUCUUAGCCUUAUCCUGCCACUGAUGCUCUUUUAAUAAUUUCACCUUUCUGCAAAUUGGCACUUUGCUUAUCCACAAUCUUUUACUUGGACUUCUGAGGAGUUUUAAUGUAAUUGGGAUAAUAAUAUUGAAAAAAUUAGUUUCACAAAAAUAUGACAGUUUUUAAAUUCUUGCCUUACCUGAAUAAGCUUCUUCCUAAUAUUAGAUGUGUAGCCAUUUGCUUGGUGGGCUAAUCCUUAAGGCAAACCCUCUAAAACUUAGCUUUACUAUGAGAUCUUCCAGAUAAAAGUUUUCUACCUCUUUUUAUAAAUCUUCUGAAGAUCAGGGAUGCAAAAUUAUAAUUUGUUAUGUAUUAUCUCACAUAAUGUGAAGAGGCUUAGUGUUGUGAAGUUUUGUUAUAUUGGUCUCAUUUUUUUAAUUAUUUCACUUAGAAAACCAAUGGUAUACUUUAAAGCACUUAAAUCUCUCUAUAUCUUCUUGACAAAUGUUAAAAAAUUGAUAUUUACUUUUAGCAUUUUUCACUUGGUGAAGGUGGCCAUAUUAAAUUAGGGAACAUGUAAACAAUUUAAGGGGAAAGUACCUUUAAGGAACAAUUCACGAAGUAUGCUUGAAAUCAUUAAAUGACAUGUUUUUGAGGAACUUUUGUAUGAAUAGCUGCUUUAGGCAAAAGUUGUUAUGGUCAGUAUAACUUAAAAGUAUUUAAUUUUCUAUUUUACUGAGCCUUAAAAAUAACACUUGUGAGUUUGUGAUAUUUAAUGUUUGACAGUCAUAAUAUGUAUAGAUGAAUAUGAUUGAAAAUCUCUUAGUACCUGUCUGUCCUCUAAUCUAAAAGGUUUUUGUAUCAUUCAUUUCCCCCAGAACAUAUUAAAUUUAAAACUGUAAGUUGAUAUAACCCUGGGUAGCAUCCAUCACAUUGUUUGCCUUCUUUUCUUAGGUACUUCUAGAGAAAUACAUUUAUGCAACAAAUGUUUAUUGAAUAACUGAUAAUCUACCAGGCAUCUAUUGAUGUGUUUUCCAACAGAAUUUCUUUCACUUUAAAAUUGAGUGUACUCUAUCUACACUGGAUUACAUUAACAAAUGGAAAGAAAAAGGACCUGAUACUUUAUAAAAUUAAACCCCUCAAUCUUAAAUACUUUUGUUUGCAUGUUUAAGCUUACACUAUUACAGCAAGUGUCAAGUGUUUAUGUAGGGGUUUUAUUUUAUUCUUGUUUACCUGUUAUCUAGGUGGUCCACCACCUGGAAACUGAUAGUCAAAUUGCUUUUUAAAUUAAUCAUCUACUGAAAUUCAGCAGUAGGACUUUAAUGUUCUGAUCACGGAAAAUUUGAGAUUGCAGAUUAUUUGAUUUAAUCAUUGAGGAUUAAACCCUAAGCUUGUACUCAUUCUAAACUCAUUUAUUAUGAGCCUCACAGAAUGUAAGAGUUUUUUACUGCACUUACUAAACUCUUAAAAUUAGUGAAUUAACAUGUAAAUUCUAAUCCUGAGAAUUUUUAAAACUUAGGGAUUUAGUACUUUACUUGCAGUAGGAUUAAAACACUUUUUUUAUUAUUAUUUAUUGAUUUGAGAAAGAGACAGAGAGAGAGGAAGAGAGAGAGAAAGAGAGAAACAUCAAUAGCAUAUCAGGAUGAUACUGUCAACAACUGAGCUACCUGGCAAGGCCAGAAACUUUUUCUCAAGUUUGCACUUGAGCAGAAUGAAACCCUUCCUAGUCAUCAUUUUUAACCACCAUAUGAGAACUUUCUUUUUUAAUUAAAAUGAGAAUUGUUUACAUUAGUGGCAAAAUGGAAAUUGUGCUUUUCCAUUCCUCACUUCUUUCUGUUACUCUUCUUCCCCUUACUCUCCUUUGGAUUUGAAAAUUAGGUGUAGGGCUCUGAAGAUGCACUUCUAGAUAGAGUGAUUUCAGAAGUUGAAAUGAUAUCCUUGGGAAUUUUGUGAUUUGACAGCCAUAUGAAGACACCAGUGUGGUACAUCUGUUACUGGCUCAUGGCUGAUUUUUAAUUAUUUCCCAUGAUUGAAAAAUGGGCAUAGUCAAGGGGUACCCUUGAAAGCUGCUGAAAGUUGGCUGCUGGUUUGCUUGACCCUCUUGGCAAAACCUACUCUAGUUACGCCACUUAAUUAUUACAUGAAGUUCAAGUUCCCACAGAAUCAGGAAUGAGUUAACGUUAUUUUAUUUAUCUAUACACGCCCCUAAGCACCCAUGCCCAUCUUGCUUAUCAAGUUUAUUUUUUCCUAUGUAGACUUUCUUCACAACUUGGAUGUUGCAAGUUGCCCCUGCUAAACAUAGUUUUCUAUGUCUUUGAAAAAAAUUCAACUGGGGAAUAUGUAAGAUCAGCCACAGAGAGAUGGUUUUCUAUACAAAUCAAUGAGGUAGCCUUCCUAAACUUCCAUAUAUUAAGAUUGAUAUUGUUUCAUGUGUUGAAAUAUGCAUUUUGAAUUAUUUGCUGCACUUUAAAAAUAUGAAGUAGAAGUUUACAUGUUAGGCCUCUCCAGGGAAUCUUACUAAAGACAUUAAAAUAUAAUCCUUGAGCUGCUUACAAUCAGUUCUUCAUAAGCAACAAUUACCAUCAGUGUAUAUUGUAUCCAGUAGUACAACAUUCUGGUGUUUUGAUAACAAUAGCACUCAAUUUCAGUAACGAUGAGAAGCAUGCUCAGUGCCCUAGCAUUCAAAAUGUUACCUAUUUCUAUAAUGUGAUUGUUCUUUAUCCAUUGUACAGUGCAGUUGCAAAUUUGUCCUUUUAGCACAAAGAUGACUUAACUCUGAAAAGAUUAGAUUCUUAAAACUUCCUUUGUUUUAAAGCAGACUUAUUUUAAAAGAGCUGAUUUUUAAGUCAGAGGCCUCAAAAGUACCAUACAUAAUAAACAACAUUGUUAAGACUACAGUUGAAGCACUUGAUGAAUAAGCUAGUUUACUAACUAAAGAUGUUUUCUUACUAAAAGUUAUAAUAUUUUAGCACAUUUCAUCCAACUUAGAAUAUAAAACUUCCCUGGUUGUGGGAAAGGGUUUUAUUUUUUUCUUCUCCAAAAACUGGCUGGUGUUUUGUUUACAGUGCUAGGACUAAUUAACUUUGAAGAAAUUAUUGCAUUGAUACUGAAUUGUGAGGUCCUGAUUUAGGAGAUUGAUAACCCUCCCAUGCCAUUUUAGAGUGAGGGGAGAAAGGGGCGGGAGGAUAGAAUACCACUUGAAUAGAGGAGACCCUCAAAUGGAUGCAUUCCUAGUCAUGAAUUACACUUUUUGGGAAAUGCCUUUGUGUCACCUUAAUCCUGUCCCCUGACCCCACCCCCCUCCACCCCCCCAUUUCUAGGCAUAGAAUGUAGCAGGAUCAUAGCUGGAAAGCUAGUGAUUAAAGUAUAAAACCAUGACUAUAAGCAUUUUGGUAUGAUGCCUUUUUAUACUUUUUAAAAAAUACAAACCUACAACUAGGAGUUUAGGAAUAGUGAAGAUAAUGAUUUAGUUAAGUUGUAGGUUAAAAAAGAAAACGUUAAACUAAGAAAGCUUUAGAAUCUCUACUGAGACACAUAAGCUGGACUUUAUAGCUGAUGUAGGAUGUGUAGUUAUUUGCAGCCAAUGAGCUACAAGGACCAGGGUACCUGAUUGUUGUCAGUUUCCCAGUUCACCAUGGUGCCAUUCAGGAUCCAAGUUGUUUACAGGAAAUGUGAUUUCCUGAGCAAAAAGUAAUUCUUCCUUUAAGAAAAGUAAGAAUUCAGCUUAAAAUACAAAAUAAAUAUGUAUAUUUUGUUGAGCAAUAUAUUUCUGUAUUAAUGCAGUAGAGGAGGAAUGCCUGAAACAAGAAGAAAACCACAAAACUGUCAGACUUAGGGCUUUUGACCAUGACUUGAAAAAGUAGCAUGGAAGAGCAAAACAGAACAAAGUUCUGCUGUUCUUGUUAUAAGAAAAUAGUGUUCAUGAAAUGGACAGUGUUUUCUUGUUUUAAAAAUGUUCUCUUGUCUAUUUGCCACCAUUUUUUCAAAGUUAAUGCACUGCUGCUAAAGAUGUCAGUUUUAUUUUGCACACCCCUUAUGUGCUAUUGCCAUUGUCCUUAAGGUGCAUUGAUUUUAUUUAUAAGGUGUGUGAUUUUAAGUAUCCAAAUGCUGUACGAAAUGACUUGUUUUCAAUGAAUAAAUGAAGUGAAAAUA